GGAGCCGCGGCCGAGGCGCAUGGAGACGGCGGCCGCCGCCGCGGGCUGGGUUCUUUUCUUCCAUCUCCCUCUCAUCUCUGGGAGCUCCAUCCGCGUUGGGAUAGGCAACAACUCCAGCCUCUAUGAGCAGAGCAUUCUGCCAUGUAAGAAGGAAGAACUGCAGUGUGGCACCGGGCUCUGCCUCUCCAACUGGCUGCGCUGCCGCUACAGGAAGGACUGCGGCCGGGACUACAUGUCCAUCCAGCUGACGUGCUCCAAAAUUCACCUGAACCAAAGCAGCCCGACCAGCGAGCUCCCCAGCUACAGUGAGAAUGGCAGUGAUGCCAGUUUACUUGUUUCUCCCCUUCUGGUGGCUGGAGUAGUGAUCGGACUUGUGCUGUUUCUGUCCUGUGUCACCAUCAUUGUUGGCAGCCUGCGGAAGGACGGACGGCUGAGACACCCACACCAGAGGAGAGACACUGUCUACGCUCCAGACAGCUUCUCUUACGGCGGCUCUUUUGGAGAGCUGAGAUCCACCUGCCUGGAGGAAUUUCCCCCAGCUUUUGAUUUUGGUUCCUAUCUGGAUACACUUUCUCAGGUCAACAUCAUGUAUCCCGAUUCACCUCCACGCUAUGAUGAAUGCGUGGGGCCAGGAGCAACGCAAAUAUAUAUUCCCACAGAUGAUCCCCCCCCCUAUUCCCUUACGGACCCCUGGCAAAGAAAUGAAAUAUCUAUAAACAUCAGCCGGGAGGAGGAGGAAGCAGCAGCAGGGACUGCAGAGCCUGCAGCACACCAUGCCACCAGGAUACAGGGCUGGCAGCAGCCCAUCCCAUCCAUCUCUCUGUCGUCGCUCCCCACAGAGGCUGCUCCCCGGUACGCAGCUGUGAUGUGUGAGCACAGCAUCCCCAUCCCGCUGGUGCCAGUGGAAGUACUGAAAAACUCUCCCUCUGACUAUCAGACCAUUCUGAGCCAAAUCCUGUGAAUAAAAGGGGCUUUCUCCUUCCAUCUUUCUGAAGAACUCAGACUGAGAAGAAGAACACAUUUAAAUGGAAGAAUAAAACCUCUUAAAGUUUUACCUAUUUUAUAUCUUUACUAAGGGAUGUAAUGGGAUUGUUUUUUAUUUUUUACAGUGAAUUUUGAAAGUUUACCUAAACUUCCCUCUUUGGGCUUCAAAGCAUUCCAUGGCGUCACGUAGCACAGGACAGCAGCACUGAGAGCGGUGCUAUGGCCUUCCUGAAGCAUCUCAGAUCUCACUGACAUUGCCACUCAAUGUAUAUAUAUGUAUAUAUGUUAUCUAGUCAAGCUUACUCCUCGAUUUGAUGGUAAUGUGCAUGCUUUGGAACAGAAGGAAGGAGAAGAGCAGUUCUUGUCUUUGUAGGUGUCAGUAGUACACUUUAUCCAGUGUCUUGGCAACAAAGCAUUUUUUAAAAAUUCUUUUUCUAAAUAUGUAUUUCCACAGACAGAAACAGAACACAGCCUCCAAAACAUGACUAUCAGCACCCUACAGAAGCAAAAUAAAAAAGAGGAAUCUUUUGAUACCCAUGCUUUUCCCUCAGAUACCCCAGCCAGUUCCAAAACCUGCUGUAAAUCUCUCACAAAGUCAGGAACAAGCUGACCCAACACCAGCUGCUAUGCCAAGGGCACUGCGCCCAGCUGUGAGGGCCCAGGGCUGCACACCCCUCACUUGGCACACCUGGAACCUUGAACUCCUUCCAGCAUGCCUACACUGUCAGGAACUUCAGUUAUGAACCUACAGGAUUAAGAAAGGACCUCCAAUAACUGAAGAGUGAAGUAAAUAGUAGAUGCUGGCUUUGGCAUGCAUAGUAAUGGAGAAACUCACUGUGUACAGAAACUCCUCAUAUUAGACGUGACCCUCCUCGCUGACAUUUUGCUAUUCACAUUAGCCCCAGGUCAUAGGCUUGGACUCUCAUGUGCUCAUCUGAUGAAUGUGGGGAGGUGGGGAUGAGUGCUCACGGAAGCAGCAGGAGGAAGCCACAGAAAUGAGGUUCAUGCUGCAUGUUACAUACAGUCUCCACUUAAGGACCUCAACCAAGUUUUCCUCAGCACAGUUAUCAGAGGUGCAUCUGCACUAAAUCUCUUAGAGAUGUUCUCACUGAAAAAAUGGGUAAUUUUUACACUGAUAAAAUGGACUUCAGGUUAUAACCCCCCCCUAGAGAUAAGUAGAAAGGAAUGUAAGCAAACAUAUUACUGUAUUUAACAGCAAAUACCGUUCAAAAUAUUAAAAUUACAUUUCAAUUUUCUGUAAAUAGUAAAUAACUUCCAACAGUAAUCAUUACUCAACACUCCAAAGAUGGAUGCAAAUAUAAUUAAUAUAUAAGUUGGGAAAUAAUCAUUUGGUCCUUACUGCUCUGUAAAUCAUAGCAUUACUGAGUCAUAAGCACAUGAUGGAAUCAGAUAAGUAUGCAUUUUUUUCAAGCAGAUAACAGUAAACAUGUAUUCUGCUAAAAAAAAAAAAAAAAAAAAAAAAAAAAAAAGAAGAAAUCUUUUG
Messenger RNA from Lagopus leucura (white-tailed ptarmigan), 2488 nucleotides. It is a transcript of the gene BEAN1, whose product is annotated as brain expressed associated with NEDD4 1. Gene Ontology annotation, molecular function: protein binding. The coding region runs from base 20 to 961 and encodes 313 amino acids. The transcript has 6 exons. NCBI's taxonomy places the organism in Eukaryota, Metazoa, Chordata, Aves, Galliformes, Phasianidae. The record is from RefSeq and is a predicted model, not a curated record.